GACCACUUCAGAGGCCGCCACACCGUCGCCCCCUACAGUCACUGUCUCCCAGCCCUCCUGUAGAUGGCGCUGAAAACUUUCAAAGACCGCGAUGGUUGACCCUGAGAUGAGGGAGGCGACCACGACCACCAGCCGAGGGAGAGGAGCCGCGUAGAUUAACACUCAACAACUAAUUUCCAUCCAGUCACCUAUGUUGUUCUACAAGUCUGGGUAAUUGGUUUUAGUGAGCUCUGUGAAGAUGGAAAAGGAGUCCAGUCUUGAACAAAUUUCUGAAAACUUGGUCAAUAAUUCUAUGAAGAGAGAGAGCAGCCAUUUAGAGGUAUCGGUAUGUGGUGUACAGAUUGCUGAAAAUGCAAGUGUAUCAAAUUGUGAUGCGAAUGUGGCAAUGGUGAAGGAAAAAGAGGAAAAAGACUCAUCCACUGAAGAGGAGGAAGACGACUCCUCUGCUGAAGAGGUGUUUUCCAUUGAUAAGGAGACAGAUUUACCUGAAGUAGAUGAUCAUGAGAGCAAAGCCCAUUUUAAUGAGUUUAAGCCUUGGACAACAGAGGAAAUAUGCACACUUGUCAAAAGAAUUAAGAAAGAACUUCCUGCGUGUGACAAAAAUUCAUGUGUUCACACAUUAAAAGAAAUGAAGUGGGAGAAAAUUGCAUUUGAUUAUUAUUCUGCUGAAGACUGUAAGGCAGAGUUUCGAUUUCUCCUAAGAAAGGUCAAAACAAUGAAAACUAUGACGAGAGUACUCACAGAAGUGGAAGAAAAAAUUUCAAAUGGACAAAUUAAUAAAUAUUUAAUUUUACAACCCAAGACUAUCUUUACUAAAGAGUUUGUGAAAAAGAACAAAGGUAUUCCACCUGUGAAACUGUUCUCCACAGUAGCUGAAGCUUGGAAAAAUUUGCCCCAAAAAGAAAAGGAGAAUUACACUAAAUAUUCUGUCAAAGAAAAACAAAGGAGACUCAUUCCAUUACAUAUUGAUGAACCGCCUCAUCUCCCCAAAUCACCAUUUGAGAUCUUUUAUGAACACCAAUGUGGAAAAAAGGCUAAAAAAAGUCUCGAGUUCAAGAGGUCAACAAAAGUUAAAUAUGCAGCUCUAAAAUCAGAGAGGAAGUUGAGAUACAUUUACUUAUCAGCUGCAGAACUUUAUACAUAUGAGGUUCAAGCUGCUACAUAUCAGAAAGAACAUCCCAAGUGGAAAAUUCCAAUAAAACGAGGACCAAGUAAAGAAGAAAGUGAAAUGUAUCUCAUGGAAGCUGGUAUGCCACAUCGUCCUCCACAUUCAGCAGUCCUCUUAUAUUACUACGAGAUGAUAGCUGAAGGCAUAUUUGAUAGGGUCCCUGGAAUUAAUCGGCUUUUUACAGCCCUUGAUAUGUUCAGAGAGCUGCCUGAAGAGGAGCAACAGGUUUACAGAAGAAGAUAUAAAAAGGUGGUAGAUGACUAUGCCAGAGAGUUUCCCAUAUGGAAGGAAAAACAGAAUGAAGUGGUACAAAUGCUCGCUGAAAAGUUCAUAGGUCUGGGAAAGAUACAGUAUGGUCCAUUUGUUAAUCUGCCUUUGAAGAAAAAUUCUCCUGAUAUGAAGGAAAAGUAUUUAUCCCCAGAAGAAAACUUGUCUCAUAGUUCAGAGGAAAAUGUCUUGCAGAGUGAAGAGAAAAAAGUGACGAAGAAGGUAGUGGAAGAAAUGCCCUUGAGUACCGAGACUGAAGCGACUCCUAGUGCGAAAAAGAAGAAAUACUCCAGUAAAGAGACGAAUACUUCAUUCAGUACAGGGAAAACAAGUCUCCACAAAACAGAGGAUUACCAAAGUCACCAGAGAAAGAAGGAAAAUGAACAAGUUUUUCCUGAUCCCAAAAAAGAAAAGGUAAGAGAGGCAGUCCCUAUCCCUUUGUGGGAAUUGUUUGAAACAGACUUAAUGCCCAAACCAGAAGACAACUUGAAAGAAAAGAUAAGAAAACUUGAAAAGUGGAAAGCAAAAUCCAGUGAACUCACAUUUGACCAACUUUCCAUCCUUCAGAAUUGCUUCAAAAAAUUAAAGAAUGGUUUUGAAACCUCCAUCUUAACUGAUGUUGCCAGUUUUAAAAAAGAGACCCGUAAAAGAUUUUUAGGUACCUAUCGAGAUUUAUUGAGCAAGCUAUUAAAUCAUGAUAUUUUUGAGGAUAUAUAUCCCAUUAAACAUUAUCCCAGUGAAAAAUAUCCUUUGAUAUAAACUUUUAGCAUCUAUCGAGAUUUAUAUAUUGUAUUGUAUUUGGAGAGUAAAUAGCAGGUUAUGUUGUUAAUGUUGUGAGCGGAUAGAGAUUAUUAACAUUAUAAUGUAUGUAAAGUAUACGGUACUGUAUGUUGUUACAGUGGCCCUCAUGAUACCUGUGCCAAUAAGAACUGUGAAAGUGACAGAUGAAUAAGGAUGAUGGAUUCCGUGGAAGGAAAUGAAAAUCUUAGAUUAAAGGGGAAUUAAACAUUUAUUAUUCUUUAAUACAACAACACAACAUCAAACAAAUUUCACUUGAAAACUUGUUAUUGGACAAUCAUGUUAAGUAAAUCUUGUAACAGCUCACAGUUCUCCGGGAGGUAAUGAAAACUAAUGGAUUUAUAUUACUGAGGGAUAAGUCAGAUGGAUGAUGUAAACUUAGUUGUUUUGUUCUGAGAUUUUUACAUAUAUAUGAUUUUUUGUGAACAUUUAACUUGCAUGACCUUAAUGGCAUCUUAUUUGUUUUUAUUAUGAUCAAUUUUAUUUACUUACAUUGGACUCAUAAUUAUCAGUACAUAAUGGGUAAUAUUUACUUUAUCAACUGUGUAUCUAUCUCAAUGUGUUAGUAGUGUGGAUAGUCUCCUUUGUAAUUACCCUGUUAUUGAUUUCCAUAUUUUCUUUUUUAGAUGUUUUUUGCAACACUGUACAUCUUAUGAACCAUGAUACACAUUUUUCAGGUAUUUCUGUAGAAUGUAUUGUGUUUAAAUCAAACUUAUGGGUUGCCAGAAUCCCCACAUUGUUAAUUGGAACUAAUAUGGACAUUAUUUGAUCUUCAUAGACCAACCAUAUCCAUUAAAUAAGAAAAGGGUUGCAUGUAAUGUUUUACAGGUCAGCCCUUCAGUUCCAGUCAGUUGAGUAGCAUAGGAAGGUGUGUCUGUCUCCCUCUAUUCCUAUUGGAAGCUAUUCCCUAACUCCUUCUUCUUGUAUAAAAUCUUAAACAUUCCACUUGGUUAAUAUUGAUAACUGUCACCUCAGUUCUAGGUUUUAGAUAAGUUUAUGAGUUUAUUUCAAUAAUUUGUUUACCAGUCCAGUUUGAGAAUGUUUUACAAGUUGAUAUGCACGACCUUCACAACCCAGUGUAGUGCCUAAACCCAUCAUGUGUAACUUUAAUUAAGAUGUGGGUGUUUGACAUAAAGCUUUUAAUUUGAUAUAAGCUUUUGUGAUUCAGAAUGGAACUUUAGAAAACUGUCCUGUUGUUUGACAGUUGGGGAAACUGUUUAUCAUGCUUGGAAGUUAGUCAUUGUUGUAAUAAUAUUGUCUCACAAGAGUUUAUUCAUAUUUUUUGUGUUCAGCUAUAAGUGGUAACAGGAAGAUAACUAGUUUUUUAUUUAGAUGCAGUCAACAUUGUCAGGAGUCCUAAACCCUGAAUUAUCAACCCCUAGACCUGUUUGGUUAUCCUUGAGUCACCAGGGAUUUCAGGCUCAAUGUGUAAUUUUUGUUUUGUUUAGUUCUAAGGAUUACAAGUGAUGAACGAUUGAGAUGUUGCUUUUUAAUUUUUCUGUUUUGCCUUGUAGUAUUUCUGUUUUAAUUCUUAUGUUCUCUGGUCUGGUCUGUUGAAGGAAAUAAAACUGGAAAGUUAUAUUUUUGUUCACAUAGAAGAAAUUUUGAUACCAUCAUUCACUGUAGUUGGUGUCUUUUUAAUACAUAUAUAUUUUUUUUAAAUCUUGAAAACUAAAAACAGACACUAGUACAGCAUUUUUAUUAACAGUUUUAUGUUUUGUAACGUGCAUUUUAUGUUGGCAAAGCAUCUUUCACCUACUAAUGAGACAUUAACAAUAUUGAUACCAUAAUCAUUAUCAAGUCGAACAGCAUAAUACAAACCCCAAGUAGUAUCUCGACUGUCACUUGAUAUACGUAGCCUUUAAUGACUUUGACUUUUUCCCAUCAUCACUAGUACAGUACCCAUAUCAUGUUACAACUGUGAAACAAACACCAGUGAUGACAGUAACAUGCUUAUUCAAUGAAACCUUGACAACACCAUCCUAUUCAUCAGUACAUUCACUACCAAUCUGUAGUUGAUGUCAUUACCGGCACAAAUACUAACACCAAUUACCUCUACUAGUGUUACCAGUAUCAGCACUCUAGUAAAGCCUUAUUUUUAUUGCAGUUGUUUUCUUAAAGAGGUCAUGGAAUUCAGAAACCACCAAGACUGUUAAUCUAUGCAAUUUUCACUUUUAUAACAUCAGUUUUACAUUAAAACUUGUAUAGUACCAGUAGUAAUAUAUCCUAUAUAGAUUUUUUACUAUGAAACAUCAGUCAGUUAUUGGAUUUGUAGUGUUUCUUCAUUGAAUAAUACUUUAUCCUCUUCGCUACUGAUCAGCUUGUUAUUCGCUUUGAGUGGAAAUAUGGGUUAGAUUUUGAGCGCCACCUGUUUUACUGAUGCUGUACAUACCAGAAACAGUGAUAAGUCAUCAGAUGGUAGUGUUGUAUCUCCAAUUUUGCAAUGAUGUAUUCCACUACACCUGCUUCAAUGUUUUAAAACAUCUUAUGUACUCAGGAUAUAUAUACAGGGUAUAUAUAUGUGACUAUAUCUCAUUUCAGAUUUGCCAACAUAACAUUAAUAAAGGGAAAUUUCACUAUAUCAGAAAUAAGCUUUUUUUUUUGCCACUUAACAUCUUACUAGCCAUUCGAUUGGUUGGUCUAUCCAGUGUUCGUACAGAAGAAAACUGGGGAUCUGGCAACCUGUAAUGUUUGGUAGUGAGGAUCACACUGGAUAACACCCUUCUCACGCGUGUCUGGGCCGAGGCUCAAACCUUUGGCAUUUUGGUGAAAGUUACACGCGUUACUGCUGUAUGUCAGAUCCUAGUCCAGUCCGUAUCCAUGCCUUUCUCCACAUGUUAGCAUCCCUGGUCAUGCACCUUUUCCCAGAUAGCAUUGGUCAGUGUGAGUCAGAUUACCCAUUAUAUACAGUACACACAGGCCACAUGUAGGACUUAACAGGUACAGAUACAUUCUGGAGCCAGU
Messenger RNA from Homarus americanus (American lobster), 5197 nucleotides. Its product is annotated as nucleolar transcription factor 1-like. The transcript is spliced from 13 exons. The record is from RefSeq and is a predicted model, not a curated record. Bases 239 to 2194 code for a protein of 651 amino acids. Lineage: Eukaryota; Metazoa; Arthropoda; Malacostraca; Decapoda; Nephropidae.